Messenger RNA from Cryptotermes secundus, 399 nucleotides. RefSeq names its product histone-lysine N-methyltransferase SETMAR-like. The record is from RefSeq and is a predicted model, not a curated record. The coding region runs from base 1 to 399 and encodes 132 amino acids. NCBI's taxonomy places the organism in Eukaryota, Metazoa, Arthropoda, Insecta, Blattodea, Kalotermitidae. Gene Ontology annotation, molecular function: nucleic acid binding. The transcript has a single exon.
AUGGCUGACCCCCAUACAGACCAACCAACUCAGGGGAGAAUUCAAGAACUGCAGUGGGAACUUCUUGAACAUCCACCUUACAGCCCGGACUUGGCCCCUAGUGACUCCCAUCUGUUUGGUCCUCUAAAAUACCGCCUGCGUGGGAAACGUUCCUCUGAUGACGAAGAUGUUGAAACGGAGGUGCGGAAGUGGCAGAGACGAAAGUCAAAAGACUUGUAUGCUGCUGGUUUUGACGCACUUGCGAAGCGACGGAACAAGUGUAUCAGUGUUGGUGGAGGAUAUGUCGAGAAACAAUUUUCUUCCCAGGUUCGAAUAUCAAAUGUUUUAUAUCCUUUUGUGCCCCAUUUACUGACUCUCCCCCGUACAGCACCGGAUGGUAGGAUGGCUGAUGAUGAUUAG